GGGGCGGGGACAACACUAACCGUGACCGACAGCAUCCAGCCCUGCUGUGGAUGAGAGGAUAGAAGCCGCCCCGCCUUUCAUACAACACAACGUCGCAGACACUAAUUAGUAACAAUUAACGAUAGUCGCUUUGAGUACAAGAAGUAGGCUAACUUUUAAAUCUGUUAGGUUGUUAUUUUUUGUUAUUUAUUUUUUUACAUGUGAUGUGGCGCGUGACAGAAAGGACGCCCGAGCAGCAACCUGUCAACUACAAUUUGAGAUUUGGAAGGUUGUAACAGUAGUAUAUCCCUGCAGCAGCCAAGUUACGCGCAGAAUAGCGUUAUUCAGCCGAGGCUCUACGAGGACUACUGCACAUCUCACUGGAGAGUCUCUUCGCUUCUAAAAAACAACCAAACGAGGAUAAACAAGAGAAACUGAGGUGUAGCAUCUCAAGUGUUGUGGCUCUGCUGUGAUAAAUGUCAGCCUGUCCUGAUAUUUGUAUGGGUUUUUCUUCUCAACCAAAGAUCUCCCUUGGCGGACUGAACAAACGAGUCCACUCUAACAGAGCUACGCCUGUCCUCACUCUACUUGUGGUCUGACGGCACUCACCGGCAUCAAAGGAGCAGAGCCCCAGCAACGCCACAACCCUGGCUAUGAUGCAGGAGCCGCAGGAGGUGGUGGAGGAGACGGUCACCAUAGAGGAGGACCCCGGCACCCCCACCUCCCACGUCUCUGUGGUCACCUCUGAUGACGGCACCACACGCCGCACAGAAACCAAGGAUAUCUCAUCUAACGUGAAGGUGACCAAAGUGGUCAAAACCAUCACCCGCCGCACCUAUCAUCCAGUGACGCUGACUGACAACUUGUUAGAGUCCAGGCCUGCCACCCGGACCCCCACCCCGGUCUCCAUCUCGCCCCCCAGCACAUCGGAGACAGAACCAGUGACUAAGAUGGUGAAGACGGUGACCACGCGGACAGUGCGCCAGGUGCCCCUGGGCCCCGAUGGCUUGCCCCUGCCCGAGGGCUCGUCUCCACUAGGCAACUACACCGACUCCAUUGACCGGCGAUACAUGAAGAAUGGAGGCUUCAUCACGCCUCAAGCAACCUCCACCCUGACGCGCUCCUACAACAACUCCUACAACGAUUCAUACGGCGAGACCCCCGAGAGCCAGUACGUCCGCCACUACGGCCUGCACGAUGGCUACGCCGAUUUGACGGACAACUACGGCAGCCUGUCACGCGGCGUCAACUUCCGGCCACCGCGCUACCCCUACCUGCCCAAUAGCUACCGGCCGGAGAACAGCUACACGCUGCCUAUUCGUAAGGAUGACUACGGCCAUGUGGCCCAGCCCCAGGUGCCUAUGGGUAACAGCACUGUUGACCUGAACCGCUCGCAGCCCGAGCGCUUCCAGCCCGAGCCGUAUGGCCUGGAGGAUGAUCGCCGCAGCUUGGGCCCUGAAGAGGAGGAGCCGUACGAGCUGGAGCCCGACUACUCCACCGCAAACCGCCGCACCCUGCAGGGGGCCAACCGGGGUCGCACCCACCGGGAACCUCUUCGUGAUGUGCCCCGAGUCAGAGGGUACCCAGACGAAGCCAUCGAGGCAGAGCUGAUUGAUGAGCGCCACCCCUACAUCCAUGGCAUGUAUUCAGCGCCGCUGGCCCAGCCCGAGAGGGGGAGCAUGGCCAGUCUGGACCGCAUGGGCGGCCGGCGCUCGCCGUCCAUCGACAGCAUCCGCAAAGACCCGCGCUGGCGUGACCCAGACCUCCCCGAGGUGAUCGCCAUGCUGGGCCACCCCAUUGACCCAGUCAAGUCCAACGCCGCCGCCUACCUGCAGCACCUGUGCUACGAAAAUGACAAGAUUAAGAAGGAUGUGCGUCAGCUGAAGGGCAUUCCUGUUCUGGUGGGGCUUCUGGACCACCCCAAAUCCGAAGUCCACCGCAAGGCUUGCGGCGCCCUGCGCAACAUCUCCUACGGCAAGGACAACGACAACAAGGUGGCCAUUAAGAACUGUGACGGCAUCCCGGCCCUCGUGCGCCUGCUGAGGAAGACCAAUGACAUGGAGGUUCGAGAGCUCAUCACCGGAACCUUGUGGAACCUGUCGUCCUACGAACCCCUGAAGAUGGUGAUCAUCAACCACGGCCUGCAGACCCUGACCAAUGAGGUCAUCAUCCCCCACUCGGGGUGGGAGCACGAGCCAAACGAGGACUCGAAGCCCCGCGACGCCGAGUGGACCACCGUCUUUAAGAACACCUCCGGCUGCCUCAGAAAUGUGAGCUCAGACGGGGCAGAGGCUCGCCGCAGACUGAGGGAAUGCGAGGGAUUGGUGGACGCCCUGCUGCACGCGCUCCAAUCAGCUGUAGGGAAGAAAGACAUGGACAAUAAGUCUGUGGAGAACUGUGUUUGUAUUAUGAGGAACCUGUCCUACCACGUCCACAAAGAGGUGCCAGGGGCCGAAAAGUUCCAGGACCCCUCGGCGCUGCAGGCCCCUGGCUCGGCAGGACCACAGAGGAAGAAAAAGGACGAUGCCGGCUGCUUCGGAGGCAAGAAGGCCAAAGGCAGGAAAAACGGUGACGACAAAAACUACGACACAUUGGAUCUGCCCAAGCGCUCCGAGCCGUCAAAAGGCUUUGAGCUGCUGUAUCAGCCAGAAGUGGUGAGGCUCUACCUAUCUCUGCUGACUGAGAGCCAGAACUACAACACCCUGGAGGCCGCUGCUGGGGCUCUGCAAAACCUCAGUGCUGGACAGUGGACCUGGUCCAACUACAUCAGAGCCACGGUGCGUAAGGAGAAAGGUCUUCCCAUCCUGGUGGAGCUGCUGCGCUCCGACUCGGACAAGGUGGUCCGAGCUGUGUCCAUCGCCCUGCGCAACCUGUCCAUCGACCGCCGCAACAAGGACCUGAUCGGAAGUUAUGCCAUGCGGGACUUGGUGAGCAACCUGCCCAGCGGUCAACAGCGGCCAGCCAAAAACCUGGAGGAGGACACUGUGGUGGCCAUCCUCAACACCAUCCAUGAGAUUGUCACAGACAGCUCUGAAAACGCCCGCUCUCUCGCCCAGGCUCAGGCCAUUGAGAAGCUGGUCGCCAUCAACAGGACCAGCCAAUCAGCUCGCGAAACCAAGGCGGCAUCCCACGUGCUGCAGACGGUCUGGAGUUAUAAGGAGCUGAGGAACGCUUUGACCAAGGACGGCUGGAACAAAAGCCACUUCCAGCCCACAGUGACAGCCACCCCUAAAGCAACCAAGAACGGCAAGCCAGGCUACGAUGACACCACCCUACCCCUGAUGGAGAAGAACCAGGAUGGUUACUCCACCAUUGACCAGAAGGACAAGGACUGCAAAUACAAGACAGUGGACAGCUCAGUGGACCAGACAGAACGGGAGCCAUUAAAGAAUGACACAAAUAGGAAACACUAUAUCAGGAGUAACAGGCCUGCGGUCAGUCUGGUGGACGCUUGUGAUGUUAAGCCCCAGCCUGUUGACUCCUGGGUCUAAAUGCAUGCAUGGCUUAAAGUAACGCCAUCCCAGCUAGAGGACAACCUCUCAUAUCACCACUGCCAUUUCACACGGAGCUCAUCUUUGGAGUUGGACUUUGUACAGAAAAGAGGAUUUAAAAAUAAAUAAAAAUACUGAUCACGGCAGCAACUACCCAGCAGCAGCCAACAUUCUCAUGCUUUUCAGAAGAAGAAAAAAAAGAAGAAAAAAAAAACUACUCCUGCUACUUUUUCAUAACUACAUUCCCACUGGACAUCAUGUGAAUUUUUACAGUGUUGACUCUUGUUGAGCUCUACCGGUUACAAGAAGCAGACAGAGGCCGGUGCUGGUGAAGGAAUGGAGGACGUAUGGAGGGCGAUCAGAUGCGAGGGGAAGGAAGGUAAUAGAAGAAAGGAACCUGUUGGAAGGAAAGCUGUGGGAAAAGAGAUGCAAAAUGAAUGUUUUUCAUUUCCGUUUUCACAUCUGGAAGAAGUCCAUGCCUGAACUUUGUGUUUUUUGUUUUUUUUAGAGAACUUGACUUACAGUUUGUUGUCAAGCUUUGGUAUUUUGAUGUGAAACAGGUAUGGACCGGUGUGUUAAGAGGGUCACGGAACGUUUGUUUUCAGAUUGGUGGGAUGGACACAAGAAAGUAAAAAGAGAGAGAGAGAGAGAGAGAAAGCGAGCCCAGGAGGAGCUAUAGCAUAGUGGAUAAACAUGGACACUCAGCAGUCUGCUCUCAUAGACUUAUAUUUGGUUCACUGUGUUUUAUUUCGAGAGAGAGAAAAAAAAUGCACUGAGAUGCUUUGAAAUCAAAAGUGGUGAACAAGGAAUUGAGACUAAAGUGAGGGGUCUGCACGUUGAGGUCUGGAGAAGGGAAAGUGACAUAGUGUGUACAUCGGACCAAGUAACCGUUUGUUUUCACGCUGCAUCGCAAAAGCAUCGUGGUCAUCGUGUUGACCCUCACUCACGGAGCUGUGGUUACUAGGGUAACCACUCAGGUUGUGUAGCGACAGUUUGGUGUGUUUCCUGGCUGGUUGCUCUUCGUCAGUGAUGUGUAUUAAAGAGGAUUUACGGCAUUUUGUUUAUAAAUGAUGUUUGAUUUUUUAAAGAGAGGAGUAAGAUUGUUCUCUUGUUGAAAGGAUAGAUCUAAAAGCAUUUUUUUUUGGGGUGGGGGGGGAUAUAUAAAUGUAUAUUGGGGUCAAAAAGGAAAAUAAAAAUGGUAAAAUGAAGUAGAAAAACAUACAUAAAAAUGACCGACUUAGUUGUAUAUUAAUAUCACAUUGUUUGGAAAGCACAUUUCAUUUGAUAAAGGAUCACCACGUUUGUAAACACGAAAUAACCACGUAACUUAAAUGUGUGUCAGACGUUGUCGAGUUACGCGGCGAUCACCUAUUUAUAUUUUGUAUUUGUCACAGCAAAAAAAAAAAAGUUUAUCUGCAGUGUUCUUUCUAAAGGUGAUGAAGUACCUACACGGUGUGGGACAGCCCCUGCAUCUCCGAAACCAGACACUCUGGACGGGUGGGGGGGUCAAAGGUCAGACAGAGAUUUGACGGGAUAGACCGGAAACGGCAGUGUUAAUAAGAAGAGUUCCUUCAUUUUUCUUCUUCUCGAUGCAUUCAGAACCCGAGUUACCGCCGAAACCCUGAUCCCUCCUUCUCCGGGGUGCGUUUUAAAGAGAAAUAUUCAGUCAGUGAGCAUGAAGAAAAACUGUACAGAUGUUUAUAUUCUAUUCUUUCCAAGUGCCAGUUUUUGUGGUGUCAUUUGGAUAGUAACUAAUUCAUUCAUGUGCAAGGAGAGAGUACAGGGAGGACGAGUGGAUGUGGAUGUACAAGGCCAAAAUAAUAGAAUUGCAUCACACUGUACAAAACAAAAAACAUCAUGUUUGGUCAUAUAGUAUAUAUUUUUACAACGCUUUAGGGGGUGGGGGGCAGUUGAGAUAAAGAAAAGCAGAUAAGAGAUACAGAAUCCUAUUACUACUUUCUCUUGCUCGGUGAGACUGCACACUCAACCCAGUGAGAAUGGGUCCGGUCUCCCUUUUUCCAGCCCCAGUCCGUCAGGGAGGCAGAAAGAGGAUCCAGUCCGAGUCGGUAUCACUCAUGCGUCAUCAAGGCAAAUGGCAUGUGCCUGCAUUGAAGUCCGAUUUUUUUUUUUCUUUGUGGCGUAUGUGACUUUAUAAAGCUUGCAUAUUUUACACAGUGUUUACAAAGAUGUAUGUUGUGGUAAAAAUCAAUAAACUACACGAAAAAAAAACUUACUGUAUAAAUUUUAAUUUUCAGAAGUUAAAAAAAAAAAAAGUUAUAACAAUACCCAGAAUCCCUUUUGUGUGUCCUCAGAAGUGUGUGAUUUCAUUGGACAAUACUGAACCCUUGCAACAAAGACCCAUACGACUGUCUAUUCCUGACUGCACGUGGCAGUACCACAACCAAAGGAUCUGGAGGUGUAUUUACAUGCAUUCAAAAGUGGGAGGGGGGGGGGGGGUGUACAGCAUGUUGUACAUUUACAAAUGAAAGAGCCAAGCAAACUGUGCUGUAAAAGAAAUGCAGGACACGGACAUGCAUCGAAUCAAACAAGCCUACCUGUGUCAAUAGAACUGAUUCAAGACCGUCAAAAUAAAGUAACUGUACUACUCAGUAGCAGAUGUGUUUGUACCUAUCAUGUGCCUUAACCUUUUCCAUGCUAGAUAAAAGAUAAGUGUGUUUUAUAUAACUCUAUUCCUUCCUUUCAACUGGCAUCUCGUCAUUCUGUCUGUUCACCUCUCCCCCUUCACAUCCUGUGUCACCCUCCCUUUUUCCUCCACUCAACUCACUCAUUCAUUCAUUCAUCCUGCACUCCCUCCCUAACCCUCUCCCCCCCUUCCCAAAACCCUAAGUAGUAUAGACUGUUGGUGGGUUUCUGCCUUGUAUUACAUUGUAUUAUAACCUUUUAAAAAGAUAGUCAUUCAAAAUAAGGGUUUUGAUUUCUUAGAGGAGUAAAGUUGUUAAUGCUUUCGUAGCGAGCAGAAGCGAUGCCACAGUGACAGAAUGUAUCAUGUUAAUUUUACUAAUACCCAGAGGCAAAUAUUACGCUUGUUAAACAUAACGGAAAAAUACUGGUUUGUAGAGUAUAAAUUUGGUGUGUUUUCAAUAAAUCAUGCCUGGAAAGAAGGUG
Perca flavescens (yellow perch) is the source of this 6596-nucleotide messenger RNA. It is a transcript of the gene arvcfb, whose product is annotated as ARVCF delta catenin family member b. Gene Ontology annotation, biological process: cell-cell adhesion. Gene Ontology annotation, cellular component: nucleus; plasma membrane; adherens junction. Lineage: Eukaryota; Metazoa; Chordata; Actinopteri; Perciformes; Percidae. The transcript has 20 exons. Gene Ontology annotation, molecular function: protein binding. Bases 633 to 3470 code for a protein of 945 amino acids. The record is from RefSeq and is a predicted model, not a curated record.